Messenger RNA from Oncorhynchus nerka (sockeye salmon), 4510 nucleotides. RefSeq names its product NLR family CARD domain-containing protein 3-like. NCBI's taxonomy places the organism in Eukaryota, Metazoa, Chordata, Actinopteri, Salmoniformes, Salmonidae. Gene Ontology annotation, molecular function: protein binding. Gene Ontology annotation, biological process: intracellular signal transduction. The transcript has 6 exons. The coding region runs from base 1 to 2661 and encodes 886 amino acids. The record is from RefSeq and is a predicted model, not a curated record.
AUGAUUCAAUGUGUAUUUGAGGGGAUCGCUAAACAAGGAAACCCAACACUUCUCAAUAAGAUCUACACAGAGCUCUACAUCACAGAGGGUGGAACAGGAGAGGUCAAUAAUGAACAUGAGCUGAGACAGAUUGAGACCACAACCAGGAAACAAGCAAGACCAGAGACUGCAAUCAAAUGUAACAACAUCUUCAAACCCUUAACUGGACAAGACAAACUUAUCAGAACUGUGCUGACAAAGGGAGUCGCUGGCAUUGGAAAAACAGUCUCUGUGCAGAAGUUCAUUCUGGACUGGGCUGAAGGAAAAGAAAAUCAGGAUGUCCAAUUUGUAUUUUCAUUCCCUUUUCGGGAGCUGAAUUUGAUGAAAGAGGACAAACACACUUUAAUUGAACUUCUUAAUCACUUCUCAAUGGAAACCAAAGAUUCAAGAAUCUCCAACUACGACAAGUACAAAGUUCUGUUCAUCUUUGAUGGUCUGGAUGAGUGCCGACUGCCCCUAGACUUCCAGAAGAACAAGAUCUGUUGGGACGUCACAGAGUCAACCUCAGUGGAUGUUCUGCUGACAAAUCUCAUAAGGGGAAAUCUGCUUCCCUCUGCUCUCCUCUGGAUAACUACCCGACCUGCAGCAGCCAAUAAGAUCCCUUCAGGGUGUGUUGACCAGGUGACAGAGGUACGAGGGUUCAAUGACCCAGAGAAGGAGGAAUACUUCAGGAAGAGAUUCAGUGAUGAGGACCUGGCCAGCAGAAUCAUCUCACACAUAAAGACAUCAAGGUGCCUCCACAUCAUGUGCCACAUUCCAGUCUUUUGUUGGAUAUCUGCAACAGUCCUUGAACACAUGCUGAAACAUAAGAGAGAAGUGAUGCCCAAGACUCUGACUGAGAUGUACACACACCUUGUGGUGUUUCAUACCAAACAGAAGAAUGAAAAGUAUUUUGGGAAAGAAGAGACAGGUCCACACUGGAAUAAAGAGAGCAUUCUGUCACUGGGAAAACUGGCUUUUCAACAGCUUGUGAAGGGCAAUCAGAUUUUCUAUGAAAAAGACCUGAAAGAAGCUGGCAUUGACGUCAAUGAAGCCUCAGUGUACUCAGGAUUGUGCACACAGCUCUUUAAAGAGGAAUGUGGGCUGUACCAGGACAAGGUGUACUGCUUCGUGCAUCUGAGUAUUCAGGAGUUUCUGGCUGCUGUAUAUGUGUUCCUCUCUUUCAUCAACAACAAUGAGAAUCUAAUGGCCAAAACUCAAUCAACGUCCAGGAAACUUUCUGUGGGGAAAAGACAGAAGCCUAAAUUUACUGUCUACAAGAGUGCUGUGGAUAAAGCCUUACAAAGUGAGACAGGAAACCUGGACCUUUUCCUCCGCUUCCUUCUGGGCCUCUCACUGGAGUCCAAUCAGAAGCACUUACGAGGUCUCCUGACAAAGACAAGAAGCAGCUCACAGAUCCAUGAAGAAACAGUCAAGUACAUCAAGAAGAAGAUCAGGGAGAAUCCCUCUCCAGAGAGGAGCAUCAAUCUGUUCCACUGUCUGAAUGAACUGAAUGACCAUUCUCUAGUGGAGGAGAUCCAAAGCUACCUGAGAUCAGGAAGUCUCUCAGAAGACAAACUGUCACCUGCACAGUGGUCAGCUCUGGUCUUUGUGUUGCUGACUUCAGAAAAGGAGCUGGAUGUGUUUGACCUGAAGAAAUACUCCAGAUCAGAGGAAGGUCUUCUGAGGCUGCUGCCAGUGGUCAAAGCCUCCAGAGCUGUUCUGCUGUCAGGCUGUCUAGUCACAGAGGAAGGCUGUGCUUCUCUGGUCUCAGCUCUGAGGUCAAACCCCUCACACCUGAGAGAGCUGGAUCUCAGGAACAAUGACCUGAAGGAUUCAGGAGUGAAGCUGCUCUCUGCUGGACUGGGGAAUCCCCACUGUAAACUGGAGACUCUGGGGCUGUCAGGCUGUCUGGUCACAGAGGAAGGCUGUGCUUCUCUGGUCUCAGCUCUGAGGUCAAACCCCUCACACCUGAGAGAGCUGGACCUAAGCUACAAUCACCCAGGAGACAAAGGUGUCAGACUGCUCUCUGCUGGACUGGAGGAUCCACACUGCAGACUGGAGAAACUCAAUGUGGAACAUGGUGGAGAGAACACAAUGAAACCUGGACUUAGAAAAUAUGUCUGUGAUCUCACACUGGACCCAAACACAGUAGACAGAUGCCUCUCUCUGUCUGAGGAGAACAGAAAGGUGACAUGUAGGACAGAGGAACAGCCGUAUCCUGAUCACCCAGAGAGAUUUGAGGACUGUGGACAGGUGCUGUGUAGAGAGGGUCUGACUGGGCGCUGUUACUGGGAGGUAGAGUGGAGUGGGAGAGGGGCUGAUAUAGGAGUGACAUAUAAAGGAAUCAGCAGGAGAGGAAGGGGUGAUGACUGUUGUCUUGGAUGGAAUGACAAGUCCUGGAGUCUGUUCUGCACUCACAACAGUUACAUUGCCUGGCACAAUGAGAAUCCCACGACCAUAGUCGUCCCCUCCUCCAGCUCCCACAGAGUAGGAGUGUAUCUGGACUGGCCAGCCGGCACUCUGUCCUUCUAUAGAGCCUCCUCUGACACGUUGACCCACCUGUACACAUUCACCUCCACAUUCACUGAGCCCCUCUAUCGAGGGUUUAGGGUUCAUGAUGAUUCCUCAGUGACUCUGUAAAUAAUAACCUGAAACACAUACACACACACACACUCACACACUGGACACACAAACACACAGGACACACACACACACACACACACACACUGGACACACACACACACACACUGGACACACACACACACACUCACACACUGGACACACAAACAUACAGGACACACACACACAAACACACAGGACACAUACACACACGCUGGACACAGACUCAGACUGACACAUACACACACAUACAUAUUGGCACACACACACUGGACACACACACACUGGACACACACACACACACAGAGGACACACACACUCACAUAAACAAUCACACAGCGGACACACACAAUCAAACAGAGGACACACACUCACUGACACACACGCUGGACACUCACACACACAGGACACACACAGAGGGCACACACUGACACACAAACACAUUCACACGUAGAGGACACACACACACAGUGGACACACACUAGACACACACACACACACACACGGAGGAUGCACACACUGAGACACACACACACAGGACAAACACACACAUACUGUUGGGUUUAUUUUUUUGUUCAGCAUAAGCUACGGACAACGAACACAAGUACAUUUUAAUCGAUGGCAAUUUGAACGUGAUGAGAUCCCAUUGUGGUGCCAUUCAUCCACAGCCAUCAUCUCAUGUUUUAGCAUGAUAAUGCACAGAGAUACCGUGAUAAGAUCCCAUUGUGGUGCCAUUCAUCCACCGCCAUCACCUCAUGUUUCAGCAUGAUAAUGCACAGAGAUACCGUGAUAAGAUCCCAUUGUGGUGCCAUUCAUCCACCGCCAUCACCUCAUGUUUCAGCAUGAUAAUGCACAGAGAUACCGUGAUAAGAUCCCAUUGUGGUGCCAUUCAUCCACCGCCAUCACCUCAUGUUUCAGCAUGAUAAUGCACAGAGAUACCGCGAUAAGAUCCCAUUGUGGUGCCAUUCAUCUGCUGCCAUCACCUCAUGUUUCAGCAUGAUAAUGCACAGAGAUACCGUGAUAAGAUCACAUUGUCGUGCCAUUCAUCUGCUGCCAUCACCUCAUUUUUCAGCAUGAUAAUGCACAGAGAUACCGUGAUAAGAUCACAUUGUCGUGCCAUUCAUCUGCUACCAUCACCUCAUUUUUCAGCAUGAUAAUGCACGGCCUGAUGUGGCAAAGAUCUGAACACAAUUCCUGGGAGCUGAAAAAAAAAAAAGUUCUUCCAUGGCCUGACUAGACAUGUCACCCAUUGAGCAUGUUUGGUAUGCUCUGGAUAGACAUGUCACCUAUUGAGCAUGUUUGGGAUGCUCUGGAUAGACAUGUCACCCAUUGAGCACGUUUGGGAUGCUCUGGAUAGACAUGUCACCUAUUGAGCAUGUUUGGGAUGCUCUGGAUAGACAUGUCACCCAUUGAGCACGUUUGGGAUGCUCUGGAUAGACAUGUCACCUAUUGAGCAUGUUUGGGAUGCUCUGGAUAGAUGUGUACGAAAGCGUGUUCCAAUUCCCGCCAAUAUCCAGUAACUUUGAACAGCCAUUGAAGAGGACUGGGACAACAUUCCACAGGCCACAAUCAACAGUCUGAUCAACUCUAGGUGAAGGAGAUGUGUCGCGCUGCAUGAGGCAAAUGGUGGUCACACCAGAUACUGGCUGGUUUUCUGAUCCACCCUCCUACAUUUCCAUUAAGGUAUGAUAAUCAUAUUCAUAUCUGUAUUCCCAGUCAUGUGAAAUCCAUAGACUAGGGCCUAAUGAAUUUAGUAUUUCAACUGACUGAUGUCCUUAUGUGAACUGAAACUCAGUAAAAUCUUUGAAAUUGUUGAAUGUUGGGUUUAUUUUAUUGUUCAGUGUAAUAAAAAGAUCAGUAUUCAAUGUUU